Betta splendens (Siamese fighting fish) is the source of this 3050-nucleotide messenger RNA. RefSeq names its product vascular cell adhesion molecule 1b (gene vcam1b). The transcript has 10 exons. NCBI's taxonomy places the organism in Eukaryota, Metazoa, Chordata, Actinopteri, Anabantiformes, Osphronemidae. The record is from RefSeq and is a predicted model, not a curated record. Gene Ontology annotation, biological process: cell-cell adhesion. Gene Ontology annotation, cellular component: membrane. The coding region runs from base 135 to 2585 and encodes 816 amino acids.
GGGCGUUUGUUCCUUAGGAUUCACCGAGUGGCUUCAUGUGACAGACUGAUUUUCUGCUCCACACUGUAACAUCGACACAAAGGAUUCGUUGCUCAUCCGUUCACCCGUUCAGUCAUUCAUUCUGAGGAGCCGACAUGUCUGUGAGGGUCUGCAGGAUCAUUGUUCAGCUGCUGUCAGCUGUGUUGCUGAUGCCGUCGUGGUACAUUAAGGGUCUUCAGGUCAGCGUGUCUCCCAGACGACCUCUGUUUAGACUGGGGGAGCGUCAGCAGCUGGUCUGCUCUGUUCGUGACUGUCCCACGACACCGAGCAUCUCCUGGUCCCAGCUUGGAGACCAACCGCUCACCACCCCUAUCAGCACCAACUGGACCCAAUCUGUGAUGACCUUUGACCCUGUGACGAUGGAACAUGAAGGAGCUCUGCUCUGUAAAGUCAAAUGUGAAGAAGAAACUAGGCAGAUCAGAACCUCUGUGGAGGUUUAUGACUUCCCAUCCGGACCAGUGAUCACGGGUCAGGACAACCUGAGAUUGGGGAAGGAGUCUGCCCUCACCUGCAAGGUGUCUGACCUUUACCCAGCAGAACGACUGAGCCUCACGUGGUUUAGGGAACACACAGCCCUGCAGAGGACUCAGGGUGAACAUGGAUCGAGCUCAGUCCAGUCUGAAUACAAGUUCACCCCUAUGAACCAGGACUCAGGAGAACUUAUCAGCUGCAGGGCCACAUUGGAGCUACCGGACCUGCCAGCUGAGAACAGGACCAUGGAAACUAGCGUCCCACUGAUCCUGCUCUAUGCUCCUGUUAUUACGUCGGUCUCAGGCUCUGUCAUUAUGGCCUCCGACUCCCCACUUACACUCACCUGUUUAGUGGACGGAAACCCUGAGCCCAGCGUCACUUGGAGUUUCAGGGCCGCUGACGGCCGCUCUCUGCUGCGGGGCAGAGGACAUCAGCUCGUCUUGCCAGCGGUGAGUCUUUCCGAUGCAGGAAGGUAUGAGUGUGAAGCCCAAAACCCUGAAGGAAACCAGACGGCGGCUGUGGACGUCACUGUCCAAGCUCCGCCCAGAAACACCUUGCUGUCAGUGAGUCCAGGUGAAGAGGUGGUGGAGGGUCAACAGGUGACGUUCACCUGUCACUCUGAUGGAGCCCCACCCCCCACGCUUCUGCUGAAGAAGGGGGCGGAACUUCGUGUGGUAGACUCCACCUCCUCCUCCUCACUCUCCUUCAGCUUGUCCUCGGUCCAGCUGGAAGACUCAGACCAGUACCAGUGUGAAGCCUCCAAUCAGUUUGGAUCUCAGCUGGUGUCCAGCUCCAUCAGAGUCAGAGCUCACCCUUUGCAGGUUGAGGUGAGUCCGCUGGUGUCGCACAUAGAGAAGGGUGUGGGUCUGAUCUUGACCUGCAGAGCCUCCAGCUGGGUCCACCCGCCAGUUCUAACCUGGAGGAGGAUGAACCAGAACCACACUGUUCUACAGAGGGCACAGCCGCCGGAUGGACUGUCCCAGCUUCACCUGCAUAGCCUGGACAUCCAGGAUCAAGCAGGGUUUAUCUGUGAGGCAGAAUGUGACUCCAUCAUCAGGACUGGAACCGCCCAAGUGUACAUCUACUCGCUUCCUUCUGAUCCAGUGCUGAAGGAUCCGGAUCCUGUCCUGCUGGGUCAGGUGGCGGUCCUUCACUGUUGUGUCAUUAAUAUCUUCUCCGCCAAUCAGCUGAGGAUCCGCUGGGUGUCUGGGAACACAUCACUCAUGGUAGAGACCUUCGAGCCCUCCAGUUCUUUACAGAAUUUCUCAUCUGUUCUUCACCACCGGAUCCAGGAGGAACAAGAGGUUCUGACCUGCUCUGCUGAGCUGCUGAUGGAGGACGGAUCUGUGUGGAGGACUAGAAAGACAAGUGUCCCCCUGAAAAUCCAGUAUUCCCCAAGGAGAACCAUGCUGUCAGUGAGUCCAGGUGAGGAGGUGGUGGAGGGUCAACAAGUGACAUUCACCUGUCACUCUGAUGGAGCCCCGCCCCCCACACUACUGCUGAAGAAGGGGGCGGAACGUCAUGUGGUAGACUCCACCUCCUCCCCCUCGCUCUCCUUCAGCUUGUCCUCGGCCCAGCUAGAAGACUCAGACCAGUACCAGUGUGAGGCCUCCAACCAGUUUGGAUCUCAGCUGGUGUCCAGCUCCAUCAGAGUCAAAGCUCCUCCGAGGAACACCACGGUUCUGGUUCUGCCCUCUGCUGUGGUCCAGGAAGGACAGGAUGUCACCAUUUGCUGUCACGCUGUCAGCUUCCCACCCUCCGCCGUGAUCCUGAAGAAACUGGCCAACGGGAAAGAACAGUUUUCUUCUAACGGUACCUUCCUGUUGGUCAAUGUCACUGCCAGAGACUCUGGGCUGUACCAGGUCAACGUGACCAAUGAGCUCGGCUACCAGCUCAGAGUCUUCAGCCUCAGUGUCAGAGAGCGGAGCAGCAGCGUUCCUCCCAGGCUCAUUGUGGUACCGGCCGCCUGCGGCGCUGCCGGCCUCGCGGCCGCCGUGCUGUUGCUUGAAUACCUGAGGAGGUCCAGAAAGAAAGGCUUCUACCAGCUGCCGCAGUCCACUCCGCCCUCGGCCUGAGCCCCCCCCGGAUGAAUGGCACCGUGCCACGUGGCUGCUGCCCCAGGAUGCGGCUCCCAGACUUCAACAUGUGGCUGCUAACUCUGUCUUGCAGCUUCUCAGUGUCAUGCUGACUGUGUGAACAUCUGGGUUUAACAUCCCAGAAUCUGUAAGACGUGGCUACAGGGGUUCAGCAUGUGCAUUCAUGAUUCAGUACCACAGCUCAGCCUGUGUCAUGGUCCAGUAGCACAGCCCAACCUGUUCCCACUGAACAUGUAGAAGUUGUUGCCAUGUUCUAGACUGAUGCUUUCAAAUGUUUGAUGUGUGGCUCCGUGUAGAACCUACAUGACAACACCACCUGCAUCCAGCCCAGGCCCUGAUGUAACUAGUCAUAAAUGUUUUUUCUGCGCUUCUGUUGAAUAGUGUCUGUUAAAGAUAUUUAUUUCUUCUCUCUUGAUGCCUGAUUAAAUUUCACAAGGCCCAUUU